CUUUCCCAGGCGGUAGCGGGGGCGGUGUCGCUGUUGCCCUUUUAAGCCGCGGGGCCGCGGUCUCCUGCCGGCGGAGUCAGUUACAAAGAGAGCAGCCGCCCGCCGAGGCCUCGGUGCCCCUAGCCAUUUUUCAGCCGCGAUCCGACGUGGGCCUCGGCGGCGGGGAGAGGCGGAGCCGCGAGAGUGCGGCCCCAGGCCGGCCCUGUGGGGCGGUAGCGGCCGUGACGGCGGCUCUGGGCCCGGCUCCCCUUUCGCACCCCUCCUGCCGGAGAUGAGGGGAAGAUGUCCGUGUCAGGGCUCAAGGCCGAGUUGAAGUUCCUGGCGUCCAUCUUCGACAAGAACCACGAGCGAUUCCGCAUCGUCAGCUGGAAGCUGGACGAGCUGCAUUGCCAGUUCCUUCUGCCGCCUCCGGCACCGCCGGGCAGCCCGCACUCGCCGCCGCCGCUCACACUCCACUGCAACAUCACGGAAUCUUACCCAUCUUCUUCACCAAUAUGGUUUGUGGACUCUGAUGACCCAAAUCUGACAUCAGUGCUGGAACGUCUAGAAGAUACUAAGAGCAACAAUUCGCUUCGUCAGCAGUUGAAGUGGUUGAUAUGUGAACUCUGCAGAUUAUAUAACCUUCCUAAGCACCUGGAUGUUGAGAUGCUAGAUCAACCAAUACCCACGGGUCAGAAUGGGACCACAGAAGAAGUGACUUCAGAAGAGGAGGAAGAGGAAGAGAUGGCUGAAGAUAUAGAAGACUUGGAUCACUAUGAGAUGAAGGAAGAAGAGCCUGUUAGUGGAAAAAAAUCAGAGGAUGAAGGAAUUGAAAAAGAAAACUUGGCAAUACUAGAGAAAAUUAGGAAGACUCAAAGGCAAGACCAUCUCAAUGGUGCAGUAUCUGGGUCUGUGCAAGCUUCAGAUAGACUUAUGAAAGAGCUCAGGGACAUAUACAGAUCACAGAGUUAUAAAGCAGGGAUUUAUUCAGUGGAACUGAUAAAUGACAGUUUAUAUGACUGGCAUGUUAAACUGCAGAAGGUUGAUCCUGAUAGUCCUUUGCACAGUGAUCUUCAGAUCUUAAAAGAAAAAGAAGGCAUAGAAUAUAUUUUGCUUAACUUCUCUUUUAAGGAUAACUUUCCAUUUGAUCCUCCGUUUGUUCGAGUGGUGUUACCUGUUCUCUCAGGAGGGUAUGUGUUGGGCGGUGGAGCACUAUGUAUGGAACUUCUCACAAAACAGGGCUGGAGCAGUGCCUACUCAAUAGAGUCAGUUAUCAUGCAAAUCAAUGCCACGUUAGUCAAAGGCAAAGCCAGAGUGCAGUUUGGAGCAAAUAAGAAUCAAUAUAAUCUAGCAAGAGCCCAACAAUCCUAUAAUUCCAUUGUACAGAUACAUGAGAAAAAUGGCUGGUACACCCCUCCAAAGGAAGAUGGCUAAAUAUGUUGACUGCCGUAUGUUUGGACCAAUGUUGCUUUAAAGAAAAUCUUUCCAAUAUGCAGACACAAGCUUUGAGUGCCCCUAUAACAGCAGUACCGAAGACGUUAGCUAAUAGAUAUUUUAGUGGAUAAUCUGUCAAUUGACAUCCAGUAUGAGUUACAGCCUUUUCAUUUUGCUCAUUUACAUAUCUUGGACUGAGCAGUGGGGCCUUUACUGUAUUUUUUGUGAUAAAUACACUUACUGGGCACUCAUGAUCUCUUUUUCUUGAAAAAUCUGUCAAGCAGACAAGUCAGCAUCAAGUUACAGAAGUUGCAACUCUGGUAACUUUCCCAUAUUGAGCUCAUGUGUUAUGAAGACUUGCAAUAUACUGUUCCAUUUAGAGCCAAUAAAAGUUUAAUUGAUGUUUAA
This is a messenger RNA of Mirounga angustirostris (Northern elephant seal), 1821 nucleotides long. RefSeq names its product ubiquitin conjugating enzyme E2 Q2 (gene UBE2Q2). Lineage: Eukaryota; Metazoa; Chordata; Mammalia; Carnivora; Phocidae. The record is from RefSeq and is a predicted model, not a curated record. The transcript is spliced from 13 exons. Gene Ontology annotation, molecular function: protein binding. Bases 283 to 1413 code for a protein of 376 amino acids.